AUGCUAUCGGUGUAUUGGAUACUAGAUAGUCUUGUCGAUCCACUUGGGUACGGUACUCAUUGUGGUCUCGUUCGGCUCCAAACCCGGACUGCAUUCGGACCGCACUGGAUCGGAUCCGGAUCCGGAUCCGACCCAACUCGGACAGUUGGCCAUCACCUUAUAUUCUGUCUACUAGGAUGGAAGAGACGAAGACAACUUUUCACUUUACUAAAAGAAAAACCUUUUAAUGUACUAAAACAAGAUGUUUUAGUACUUGAGGAUAGUGCCCAACUAGCAGCUCAUUUGGAUGGCAAUCGCGGGCAGGAUAGUGUUUUCUUUCCCAUUUCAAGAGAACCUUUUAAUGUACUAAAACAAGAUGUUUUAGUAGUUGAGGAUCAUGCCCAACUAGCAGCUCAUUUGGAUGGCAAUCGCGGACAGGAUGGUGUUUUCUUUCCCAUUUCAAGAGAACCUUUUAAUGUACUAAAACAAGAUGUUUUAGUAGUUGAGGAUCAUGCCCAACUAGCAGCUCAUUUGGAUGGCAAUCGCGAACAGGAUAGUGUUUUAUUUCCCAUUGACGGUUCAGUUGAGGUGACCAGAAGACAACCUUUCACUUUACUAACAGAAAAACCUUUUAAUGUACUAAAAGAAGACGUUUUAGUAGUUGAAGAUAAUGCCCAACUAGCAGCUCAUUUGGAUGGCAAUCGCGGACAGGAUAGUGCUUUCUUUCCCAUUUCAAGAAAACCUUUUAAUGUACUAAAACAAGAUGUUUUAGUACUUGAGGAUAAUGCCCAACUAGCAGCUCAUUUGGAUGGCAAUCGCGAACAGGAUAGUGUUUUAUUUCCCAUUGACGGUUCAGUUGAGGUGACCAGAAGACAACCUUUCACUUUACUAACAGAAAAACCUUUUAAUGUACUAAAAGAAGACGUUUUAGUAGUUGAAGAUAAUGCCCAACUAGCAGCUCAUUUGGAUGGCAAUCGCGGACAGGAUAGUGCUUUCUUUCCCAUUUCAAGAAAACCUUUUAAUGUACUAAAACAAGAUGUUUUAGUACUUGAGGAUAAUGCCCAACUAGCAGCUCAUUUGGAUGGCAAUCGCGAACAGGAUAGUGUUUUAUUUCCCAUUGACGGUUCAGUUGAGGUGACCAGAAGACAACCUUUCACUUUACUAACAGAAAAACCUUUUAAUGUACUAAAAGAAGACGUUUUAGUAGUUGAAGAUAAUGCACAACUAGCAGCUCAUUUGGAUGGCAAUCGCGGACAGGAUAGUGCUUUCUUUCCCAUUUCAAGAAAACCUUUUAAUGUACUAAAACAAGAUGUUUUAGUACUUGAGGAUAAUGCCCAACUAGCAGCUCAUUUGGAUGGCAAUCGCGGACAGGAUAGUGCUUUCUUUCCCAUUUCAAGAAAACCUUUUAAUGUACUAAAACAAGAUGUUUUAGUACUUGAGGAUAAUGCCCAACUAGCAGCUCAUUUGGAUGGCAAUCGCGGGCAGGAUAGUGUUUUAUUUCCCAUUGACGGUUCAGUUGAGAUAACCAGAAGACAACCUUUCACUUUACUAAAAGAAAAACCGACAUAA
Molecule: messenger RNA, 1548 nt
Organism: Trichoplax adhaerens
Lineage: Eukaryota; Metazoa; Placozoa; Uniplacotomia; Trichoplacea; Trichoplacidae
Exons: 1
Coding region: 1-1548 (515 amino acids)
Source: RefSeq, a predicted model, not a curated record